AUGAAGUCUAACAGUGGCUGCGUGUUGGCAAGACAAAAGAAGUUUCCAUUGGAUAUGGUCCAGGCGACAGGAAAACAAGUCCUUUUCAAGCUGUCGGAAAUACCAAUAGAACAGGACACUCAAGCUAUCGAACUUGUUGAGAUGAAGUUUUCCCAUUCACUUCAAUUCAAUGCUGUCCCAGAAUGGUCAUCUCAGUAUCUUACGUAUUCCUCUCUUAAGAAACUCAUCUAUGCCCUUCAAAAGCAAACGUUAAUCGAGAAGGCUCAGGACGAAGAAUCAUCGUUGCUCGAUCCAACUGACCCAAUCCAGAUUUUCACCCAGGCUCUUGAUAAAGAUCUCGAGAAAAUCGACAAGUUUUAUCAAAGAAAAGAGGCAGAAUUCUUCGAGGAUUUGCAGACCUUGGCAGACGAAGUCGAGGAAUUUCAAAAUGAGGUAAAGUUAAGAAACGAUGUGAUGUUCAACUCCGAAGUAUUUGUGGACAAUGAUGAGCAGCAAGAGUCGGCCACCGUUGAAUCUCGAAAAAAACAGAAAUUGGCGCUCGAUGAAGCUCUCAGUGCUAGACCAUCGUUCAGCAGAUUGUCGUCGGACUUACGUGAAAGAAGUGAUUUGUUAUCACACCAAGCCCCAGAAAUCUAUGGAGAUGGUAAUGAUGAUAGUGAGGAAGAUGACGAUGAUGACGAUGACAAUACUAAUUUACUCAAAAAGAAGAAAUCUAAUCACAGCAAACUAGAUCGUACCCUCAGCAACCCAUUGAAAUACUCACUAAUUAACAGUCUUCAGUUGAAAGACUCUUUCCUUAUUUUGUCAGAUAUCAAAAUCGCUCUUAAGAAGAGAAUCAUUCAGCUAUACACUUCUCUUUCUGAGUUGAAAUCAUUCAUUGAAUUGAACCAUACUGGUUUCAAGAAAAUCCUCAAAAAGUUUGACAAAACUCUUAUAGUUAAACUAAAAAAUCAUUAUAUGGACAAUACUCUUAUUGAGCAAUCAUAUAUCUUCAAGCCUCACACCUUGGAAAUCCUCAAGGAAAAGAUUGAUUCAACUAUAAAGCUCUAUGCAACCGUCUCCACCAAUGGUUCAAUGACCGUGGCAGAAAAUGAAUUGAGUAUGCACUUACGUGAGCACGUUGUUUGGGAACGUAAUACCGUUUGGCGUGACAUGAUCAAUAUCGAAAGAAAGUCCCAAGCAGCUAAUAUUUUCAAUACUACAAAACCUGACUCGGUGGAGAAAUCUGAUGAUCAAGCGGCAACUAGCCCUUUGACCUCGGUGUACAGUGUGAAGAUCGUGGUUAUUUUAUUGACCAGUAUUCUUCUUUUGUUUGUUUCUCCAUUUGAUGAACCUGAACAGCGCCACUGUUUUUCGUUGCUCAUUGGUGCCUCGAUGUUUUGGGCCACAGAAGCGGUUCCACUUUUUGUCACUUCUCUCGCCAUGCCAUUAUUUGUUAUUCUCCUUAAAGUUCUUAAGUACGAUGAUAAAUCUCACACAAAUUAUGGUGAAGCAAUGACCGCCACCGACGCUUCUAAGUAUAUUUUGGGGACAAUGUGGUCUUCAGUUAUCAUGCUUUUAUUAGGUGGGUUUACUCUUGCUGCGGCAUUGUCAAAAUACUCAAUCACCAGAAUUCUUUCUACAAUGAUUUUAUCCAAAUCAGGUACCAAUCCUAGCGCAAUCUUGUUGACAAUCAUGUUAAUUUCAUUGUUGGUGUCUGCUGUGGUUAGUAAUGUUGCUGCCCCAGUUUUAUGCUACUCAAUUAUUCAACCGUUACUCAGAACAUUGCCAACACACUCAAAUUUCGCCCGGAGUUUGAUUCUUGGUAUCGCAUUUGCUAGUAACUUGGGAGGUGUCUCCUCUCCGAUCUCUUCACCACAAAACAUUAUUGCGAUCGAGUUAAUGGACCCUCAACCUUCUUGGAUUCAAUGGUUCCUUAUUUCCGCCCCAGUGUGUCUCAUUUCUCUCGUUUUGAUCUGGAUGUUUUUACUCGUUUCAUUCAAGGUUAACGGAAAUGGUAAUGCUACUGGUUCAGACAAUAGUGAAGAAGACUCUGAAGUCAUUCAGAUUGCUCCAAUCCAAGCAUCCACUGAAAAAUUCACCCCAGUUCAAUGGUUUAUCAUUGCCGUUUCGAUAGUGACCAUUAUCCUUUGGUGUUUUGCCAACCAAUUAUCAUCCGUAUUUGGGGAAAUUGGGGUUAUUUCCCUCAUUCCAAUUGUUCUUUUCUUUGGUUCAGGAAUUUUGACUUCAGAGGACUGGAAUAAUUUCCUUUGGACAAUUGUGGCCCUCGCCAUGGGCGGGAUUGCGCUUGGUAAAGCUGUUUCGUCAUCCGGCCUUCUUAAUACUAUUGCCAUAGUGAUUCAAGAAAGGCUAAUCACUGGUCUUGAAGUGUACCAAGUAUGUCUUAUCUUUGGGAUUUUAUGUCUUGUUAUUUCAACGUUUAUUUCCCAUACUGUUAGUGCGCUUAUUCUUUUGCCAUUGGUCAAGGAGAUUGGUCAAACCAUGAAAUUCGAACUCGAAGAUGGUACUACGGGAGAUUAUUCUCGUUUACUCGUCAUGCUCAAUGUGAUUCUUUGCUCAAUUGCCAUGGGGCUUCCAACCUCCGGGUUCCCUAAUGUCACUGCGAUUUGUAUGACUGAUCAGGUGGGGCGUAAUUAUGUCGAUGUUAAGACGUUUAUUACUAGAGGGGUGCCUGCCAGUGCUGUUUCUUACGUGGUGGCUGUCACUGUGGGUUACCUUAUUAUGUCGGUGAUGAAAUUCUAG
Messenger RNA from Saccharomycopsis crataegensis, 2742 nucleotides. Its product is annotated as Pho91 protein. Lineage: Eukaryota; Fungi; Ascomycota; Saccharomycetes; Ascoideales; Saccharomycopsidaceae. The coding region runs from base 1 to 2742 and encodes 913 amino acids. Gene Ontology annotation, biological process: transmembrane transport; phosphate ion transport; polyphosphate metabolic process. Gene Ontology annotation, molecular function: phosphate transmembrane transporter activity. The record is from RefSeq and is a predicted model, not a curated record. The transcript has 2 exons. Gene Ontology annotation, cellular component: membrane.